AUGAAGCAGUUUAAGAGAAAGACAUUGACAAACCAAUUGCGUAUCAAGAACUAUGUCAAGGGUAUCAAAGAAGAGGCAAAGAAUCUACAAGAAGAUCAAGAUGAACUUCGCGAGGAAGUAGGAAACAUCUUUUACAGCCUGGAAGAUGAGAUGAGCCUAUUGGAUGACGAUAUGGAUGUUAGGCUGUCCAAUGUAGAGAGCCGCGUGUUUGAUUUGAUUGAAGCAAAGCUCAAGGCAGAGAGAAGAAAGAGAUGGUGCAGAAAGAGCAUUCGUAUUAUUUAG
Molecule: messenger RNA, 282 nt
Organism: Mucor velutinosus
Lineage: Eukaryota; Fungi; Mucoromycota; Mucoromycetes; Mucorales; Mucoraceae
Product: negative regulator of the PHO system
Exons: 1
Coding region: 1-282 (93 amino acids)
Source: RefSeq, a predicted model, not a curated record